AUGGGUUACAACACGCUUCCUAGAAGGAAAUGGCGUAAGCCAAACAAUAUUCCCUCAUACUCGGAGAUCUCCAAUGACACAAGACCAUCCUUUAUCGAAGCUUGUUGCGGGAAUGGGGAUAGGCUUUAUGCUCGGAACGGCAGUCUAAAAUUGUUUUUAGAUAUAACGGAAAAUCGCAUGCUGGAUUACGAACGCGCCACAGCCGAAUUAUUUAACGUUACCUGGAAACCUCGGGCCGAUCAACCUUCUUUAGAGCGUCAGUUCGAAGUAUCUACUAAGAUCAUCAGAUUAAUCAGAUCUUCAACCGCUCAGACGACGAUAGACGAUAUUGUAACACAAUUAUUCGAUAGUUCGGAAACUCCUGUACUGGGUACUAAAACUCAUGAAAAUACGAUGCGACACUUCGUAUUUGCUGUUAUCGGCUGGUCUACUUUGCUAUACACACCGGUAUUCACAACGGCAGAUGCUGACUUCAAGAUUGCGGAGACCCAGUCAAAUAGAAGUAAAGAAAAGCAGACCAUCAUACCUAUCGAGGACUCGUCACAGAGACCCAUUGGAGCUAUGCUUCGUAGCUAUAAACUUGUCCCAAUAGCUUGUCCACAGGGUGCUGGGUUGCCACAAGUAUUACCGAAUCUUUUGGUUACUCAUUUGAAUGUUUACUCCUUAUCUCAAUUAGGUGGCGUUACAAUUCUUUGGGUUAAUGAUCUUUCAAAGCACUGCGAAUUCGAUCGGUAUAGUAGAAAGAAACAACUGAAACUAUUUCGCCUGCCUUCACUCUGUGCUGAAAUAUGUCUGAGCGAGGAUAAUGAGACUCUUAUUGACCGGUUAUUCAAGAGCCACAUUUGCCGAAAGAACUGCCAAUUCAACACCGAUUCAGUGGGGAAAUUAUACCUGGCCGAAGUCUUACUAAGUUAUCGUCUAUUAUUCGGACAACAUUCCCAUUCUCGCAAACUGUUUCGUGAGAAGGAACUCAAAAGUGCAAAGUGGAAUGGGGCCCUAGACCCCUUACUUGGCGUACUAUGCGGAAAUAAAGACGUAGAUGAUUCUACUGGAAUCGUUGAACUUCUUCACGAGCGUAACGUCUACAAGGUACAAGACAGCUUUCCUCAUUUGGGGUUACGGCUUGCUGAGUUGGCGGAUUAUAUUUCUGGUCAAGAACCAAAUGACUUCCUUGAAGUAUGGAAGGAUCAACGAAAUCCUGAUAGGCUUCUUACCCUGAAGGCUGCUAUAAAAAUAGGUUUGGCUACGGUUAUCUUAGGCAUUCUUCAAGUCUUACUGGGCAUCGCGCAGUUAGCAAUAUCAAUUUAUAAAUAG
This is a messenger RNA of Daldinia vernicosa, 1314 nucleotides long. RefSeq lists its product as uncharacterized. Bases 1 to 1314 code for a protein of 437 amino acids. The transcript has 2 exons. Lineage: Eukaryota; Fungi; Ascomycota; Sordariomycetes; Xylariales; Hypoxylaceae. The record is from RefSeq and is a predicted model, not a curated record.